GAAGACCCCCGCUGUGCGCCGUGGGCGCUGACAGGGAGGCGCCGGCAUGGCGGGGAGCGCGGCCGACAGCGCCAACCACCUGCCCUUCUUCUUCGGCAACAUCACACGGGAGGAGGCGGAGGACUACCUGGUCCAGGGCGGCAUGAGCGACGGGCUGUACCUGCUGCGGCAGAGCCGGAACUACCUGGGCGGCUUCGCGCUGUCGGUGGCGCACGGCAGGAAGGCCCACCACUACACCAUCGAGCGCGAGAUGAACGGCACCUACGCCAUCGCGGGCGGCAGGACGCACGGCAGCCCGGCCGAGCUCUGCCACUACCACUCGCAGGAGUCCGACGGCCUGGUCUGCCUCCUCACCAAGCCCUUCCACCGGCCGCCCGGGGUGGAGCCCAAGACAGGCCCCUUCGAGGACCUGAAGGAGAGCCUCAUCCGCGAGUACGUGAAGCAGACCUGGAACCUGCAGGGCCAGGCUCUGGAGCAGGCCAUCAUCAGCCAGAAGCCGCAGCUGGAGAAGCUGAUCGCCACCACAGCCCACGAGAAGAUGCCUUGGUUCCACGGGAAGAUCUCAAGGGUUGAGUCUGAGCAGAUCGUCAUGAUAGGAUCCAAGACAAACGGAAAGUUUUUGAUCAGGGACAGGAACGACAACGGGUCAUACGCCCUGUGCGUGCUGCAUGAGGGGAAAGUUCUUCACUACCGGAUCGACAAGGACAAGACGGGCAAGCUCUCCAUCCCCGACGGGAAGAAGUUCGACACACUCUGGCAGCUGGUGGAGCAUUACUCUUACAAACCCGAUGGACUGCUGAGAGUUCUCACAGUUCCGUGCCAGAAGAUCGGCGGGCAGACAGGAAACAUCAACUUCGGAGCCCGCGCGCCCCUCCCGGGAGCCCAUCCUGCCACGUGGUCGGCGGGUGGAAUAAUUUCCAGAAUCAAAUCGUACUCCUUCCCCAAGCCCGGCCACAGAAAGGCCUCCUCGUCCGCAGGGAGCCGGCCCGAGAGCUCCGUGACCUUCAAUCCUUACGAGCCAGACCGGGGGCCCUGGGCCACGGACAGAGAUGCCCAGAGAGAAGCUAUGCCCAUGGACACCGAGGUGUACGAGAGCCCCUACGCGGACCCCGAGGAGAUCCGGCCCAAGGAGGUCUACCUGGACCGCAAGCUGCUGACCCUGGAGGACAGUGAGCUGGGCUCCGGCAACUUCGGGACCGUGAAGAAGGGCUACUACCAGAUGAAAAAAGUCGUGAAGACGGUGGCCGUGAAGAUUCUGAAGAACGAGGCUAACGAUCCCGCCCUUAAGGACGAGUUGUUGGCGGAAGCGAACGUCAUGCAGCAGCUGGAUAACCCGUACAUCGUGCGCAUGAUCGGGAUAUGCGAGGCCGAGUCCUGGAUGCUGGUCAUGGAGAUGGCCGAGCUCGGUCCGCUCAACAAAUACUUACAGCAGAACAGGCACGUCAAGGACAAGAACAUCAUAGAACUGGUUCACCAGGUUUCUAUGGGGAUGAAGUACUUGGAGGAGUGCAACUUUGUGCACAGGGAUCUGGCGGCAAGAAACGUACUGCUGGUGACGCAACAUUAUGCCAAGAUCAGUGAUUUCGGACUGUCCAAAGCACUCCGCGCUGACGAAAACUACUAUAAGGCCCAGACGCACGGGAAGUGGCCGGUGAAGUGGUACGCUCCCGAGUGCAUCAACUACUACAAGUUCUCCAGCAAGAGCGACGUCUGGAGCUUUGGUGUGUUGAUGUGGGAGGCGUUCUCCUACGGGCAGAAGCCCUACAGGGGCAUGAAAGGAAGUGAAGUUUCAGCUAUGCUGGAGAAAGGGGAGAGGAUGGGGUGCCCUGCGGGAUGUCCGAGGGAGAUGUACGAGCUGAUGAAGCUGUGCUGGACGUAUGAGGUGGAGAAGAGGCCUAGUUUCGAAAACGUGGAGCUGCGGCUGCGCAAUUAUUACUACGACGUGGUGAACUAAGGCCCCCGGCCCUCCGCGGCCUCCAGGGGACUGGGGGGCCGGGCCACGAAGCCCCCCCAGCGCCUGGAUCGGGACAGCGUCCGCCUCUCUCCGCCGUCGGGGGAGCCAGCUUCGCGCGGGCUGUGCUGCAACUGUCCCCCGCGCGCUGUCACCCCAGAGCCCGCCUGAGAA
This is a messenger RNA of Lontra canadensis (Northern American river otter), 2125 nucleotides long. It is a transcript of the gene SYK, whose product is annotated as spleen associated tyrosine kinase. The record is from RefSeq and is a predicted model, not a curated record. Gene Ontology annotation, biological process: positive regulation of B cell differentiation; positive regulation of alpha-beta T cell proliferation; neutrophil activation involved in immune response. Lineage: Eukaryota; Metazoa; Chordata; Mammalia; Carnivora; Mustelidae. The transcript has 13 exons. Gene Ontology annotation, cellular component: cytoplasm; extrinsic component of cytoplasmic side of plasma membrane. Gene Ontology annotation, molecular function: ATP binding; non-membrane spanning protein tyrosine kinase activity; signaling receptor binding. The coding region runs from base 47 to 1954 and encodes 635 amino acids.